Cygnus olor (mute swan) is the source of this 1829-nucleotide messenger RNA. It is a transcript of the gene SLC7A13, whose product is annotated as solute carrier family 7 member 13. NCBI's taxonomy places the organism in Eukaryota, Metazoa, Chordata, Aves, Anseriformes, Anatidae. The record is from RefSeq and is a predicted model, not a curated record. Gene Ontology annotation, molecular function: L-amino acid transmembrane transporter activity. The transcript has 4 exons. Gene Ontology annotation, cellular component: membrane. Bases 267 to 1733 code for a protein of 488 amino acids. Gene Ontology annotation, biological process: amino acid transmembrane transport.
CCGGACCUUAAUAAUUUCUGAAGUACAUAUUAAACCAACAUGUCCAUGAUUUGCCAGCAUUCCUUUAAGCAUCUGGUUAAUCAUCUUCAUACACAAGACAUCCAAACCCAAAGUAUGCUCUCCUUUCUGAAUGAUUAAGCCAGGCUUCCCAUAACAUUUCACUGUCAAGUAGGGCCAUGACAAUGAGUUAACAGCAAAGUGAAAGGAAAAUACAUAUAAUCGAGCUUCUCAGGUCAUAGAAUCUGCUGUGAAAAAUAAGAAAAAAAAUGGGAAAAGGAAAGAGUGAUGAUGCCAAAAAGGUGAAAAGAAAAGGAAACACCAAGAUGCAACUCAAAAGAAAUAUAGGUUAUUUUGACGGAGUAAGUUUUAUUAUAGGAUCAAUAGUAGGGGCAGGGAUCUUUGUGUCUCCCACAGGGGUGUUAAAGCAUUCCCUGCUUAAUGUCGGCGUUGCACUAGUGAUCUGGACUGCUUCUGGUCUGGUUUCUCUGAUGGGUUCUCUCUGCUACGCAGAGCUGGGCACUGCUCUGCCGUUUUCUGGAGGGGAAUACAGCCACAUUAAAAGAGGCCUUGGAUCCCUGCCUGCCUUCGUGUUCAUCUGGACGUCGGUGUUCACCAAGCCAGCAUCAAACGCUGCUCGAGCCUUGCUGUUUGCUGAAUAUGCCACCCAGCCCUUCUACGGCAUUUGCCCUGCACCAGAAGUGCUGAAGAAAUGCUUGGCCUUGGCCGUCCUCUGGUCCCUGGGGAUCCUGAAUGGCCGCAGCGUCAAAAUGGCUGCCUGGGUGCAGACGGUUUUCACCCUGUUGAAGAUGAUGGCGUUGUCCGUAAUUGCUGUCAGUGGCAUAGUUCUCCUCGUCAGCGGGAGAAAGGAGACCCUGGCCAGGUUUGAGGACAUGUUCAACUCAGAGAUGCCCAAUGUGUCGCAGAUCGCCGAAGCCUUUUUCCAAGGACUGUAUGCAUACGGUGGUUGGUGGUCCCUCAACUACAUGGCAGAAGAGAUGAAAAACCCUAGCAGAAAUAUCCCCUUAACUGUGAUGACUGCUGUUCCUGCAGUAAUUGUGUUUUAUUUACUGGUGAACAUCUCAUAUCUGACUGUCCUCACACCGAAGGAAAUUGUCUCCUCAGUUGCUGUGGCAGUAACUUGGGCUGAUCGAGUGAUUCCCUCUGUUGCCUGGAUCAUUCCUCUCUCUGUUGCUGUCUCAAUAUUUGGUGCCCUCAACAGCAGCAUGUUCACAUUAGGUCGAUUAAGCUACGCCGGAAGUCAGGCGGGACAUUUACCUGUUUUAAUCUCCAUGCUCAGUGUCCACACUUGUACACCAGCUCCAGCCAUGAUUUUUUCAACCACCAUUGCAUCCAUUUUUAUAAUCCCCUCUGACCUUCUUAUGUUAACAAAUUACUUUGGAUUUUCUGCCUGGCUUAUGAUUGGAUUGACUUGUGCAAGCCUGAUUGUACUUCGAUACCGGGAACCUAAUCUACAUCGACCAUACAAAGUGUUUCUACCAGUUCCGUUUAUGAUGGUGGCAAUGUCAUUCUUCUUAGUUUUAGCUCCUAUAGUUUGGUCUCCAAACCUGCAAUAUGUUUAUGCUUUCUUGUUUAUGCUGGGGAGUUUUAUUGUUUAUCUUCCCUUUGUACAUUUUAAAAUGCAUUUUGCAUUUCUGGAUAAAAUUACUUGCCACUUACAGCUACUGCUGGAAGUUUCUCCUGCUGAUGGAUCUGCAGAGAGCAAACAUGAAUAAUGGCAAAUGUUUAAUCCCAGUGCAACUGACAGCCAAUAGAGGAUUUUCUUUAUCUGAGAUUGUAGGUCACAAAUUAGAUGUUAGGUGUGAUACAUA